Molecule: messenger RNA, 1491 nt
Organism: Anopheles funestus (African malaria mosquito)
Lineage: Eukaryota; Metazoa; Arthropoda; Insecta; Diptera; Culicidae
Gene: spn-A
Product: DNA repair protein RAD51 homolog A
Exons: 2
Coding region: 317-1336 (339 amino acids)
Biological process (GO): mitotic recombination-dependent replication fork processing; reciprocal meiotic recombination; DNA strand invasion
Cellular component (GO): condensed nuclear chromosome
Molecular function (GO): ATP-dependent DNA damage sensor activity; ATP binding; double-stranded DNA binding
Source: RefSeq, a predicted model, not a curated record
UUAGCUGUCAAUUGCGUGUCAACGAGAAGACCAAAUUCCCGUAUAAACAUGUACGAUGUUUGCUCGUACAUUUUUGAUUGAUUUCCAAGCAUUUGAAUAACUUGUGGCCGAAGCGUAGGACUAAAAAUCGAAUUAUUUGAGCGGAGAGUGAAUUUUACAACGCGGAAUACAAAGUUAAUAGCAGACAAAUCUUUCUGCGAGAAGAAUUAAAUCAAGUGUCAAAGCAGUCGUAUGAAAGUGCGCCAAAUCGUCAUAAGAAAUACGUAGAACAGUAAACAAUACUAGCCGGAAUUAUUUCUUCAACUUAUCGAUAAAAAUGGCACAGAUGGAAAGGUCGUUACAGUCGGCUUCUACAGUAGAAGAGGAGGAGGAAUGCGGGCCAUUGUUGAUCCGGAAGCUAGAGGGCAACGGAAUCACUAAUGGGGACAUUAAAAAACUUGCGGAAGCCGGAUUCCACACCGUCGAAGCGGUUGCAUAUACACCAAAAAAGCACUUGCUUACCAUCAAGGGCAUCUCUGAGGCCAAGGCUGAUAAAAUUCUCCAGGAAGCAACCAAACUCGUACCGAUGGGGUUUACGACAGCAACCGAAUAUCAUCAGAAGCGGUCGGAAAUCAUACAGCUGACAACGGGAUCGAAGGAGUUGGACAAACUGCUCGGUGGUGGCAUUGAGACCGGUAGCAUUACGGAGAUAUUCGGCGAGUUUCGCACCGGCAAAACACAGCUGUGUCACACGCUGGCCGUAACCUGCCAGCUACCAGUGAGUCAGAACGGAGGCGAAGGUAAAUGUUUGUACAUCGAUACGGAGGGAACGUUUCGACCGGAGCGUCUGCUAGCUACCGCCGAACGAUACAAACUGGUCGGCGUCCAGGUGCUGAACAAUGUGGCUUAUGCCAGAGCGUUCAAUACGGACCAUCAAACGCAUCUAUUGGUGUUAGCGGCGGCCAUGAUGGCAGAAUCGCGAUACGCGCUUAUCAUCGUGGACAGUGCAACCAGCCUGUACCGGACAGAUUACAGUGGACGGGGAGAGCUGGCAGCUCGGCAGAUGCAUUUGGCCAAGUUUUUGCGAAUGUUACUACGACUGGCGGACGAAUUUGGUGUGGCGGUUCUGAUUACAAACCAGGUCGUAGCACAGGUGGAUGGUGCUGCUAUGUUUAAUCCCGAUCCGAAGAAACCGAUUGGCGGUAAUAUUAUAGCCCACGCGUCUACCACACGGCUGUAUCUACGCAAAGGUCGGGGUGAAUCGAGAAUCUGCAAAAUAUACGACUCUCCCUGUUUGCCGGAAGGGGAAGCCACGUUCGCUAUCAAUCCAGAUGGAGUAGGUGACGUAAAAGAAUAGAGCCACUGCCUUUAUGGUGAGUGCGAUACCAUAGAUAGGCAUGUAAACAAGCGUUUAUUUUCAUUAAAUGUAAUAUUUUCAUCUUUUUUUUUCAAAAUAAUGGAUUUCUAAGAGGAAGUGAAAUUGAAUAAAGAAUAAAAGAAACUUAACACCAA